AUGUCAUGGAUAGGAAUAAAGAAAGCCGUUAAUCGAGCUGGUACACAGCUCAUGGUCAAGACAGGCCAAUUGGAACAAACUAUUGAUAAGGAGUUUGAAUACGAGGAAAAAAGAUUCAAGACAAUGGAGACAAACCUGAUCCAGUUACAGAAAAGACUACGCACUUAUCUUGAUAGCUUGAAAUUGCUUACAACAUCACAAGUCAAUAUUGCCGAACUACUAAACUCAUUCUAUGGCAAUGAAGCUAACACCAACACUAUGAAACCAAGGAUUGACGAGUCCCACCAUUUCCCUCCUCCACCUAAUUCUCUUCCUUCUCAUCAUCAUUACCUGAAUUUAGCUAGUGAAUACUACCAAACACUAAAACUCUUGAACGACGAGUGUGUAAAUGAGUUGGAAAGACCCUAUAACCAAACUGUCCUUAACCCAAUUGCAAGAUUCAACUCAUACUAUGUCGAAGUGAAUGAGGCCAUUAAGAAACGAAACAACAAAUUAUUAGACUAUGACGCAAUGCGAAACAAGGUAAAGAAACUUGUUGACGCACAACACAGUGAUCACGACGAUUUUGAAAAUAAAUUAAGAGAGUCUAAUGAGGAAUUAAAGGACUUGGAAGACAAGUUUGUUGAGAUCAAUAACCAACUAAAAGACGAAAUACCCAAAUUGGUCAAUAUGAGAGUUGCCUUUUUUGAUCCUAGCUUUGAAAGCUUUGUUAAGAUCCAACUACGCUUCUUUAAUGAAAAUUACCAAAGACUCAAUGAAUUGCAAACAAAAUUGGAUGCUCAAACUAAACAAGAUUAUGUCGAGGGCAAGUUGGAAAGUAAAAUCGAUGAUGUUUUAAACAAAAUGAGAAUGCUAGAUAUCACAGGAAGUACUGGAUUCUAA
Lodderomyces elongisporus is the source of this 882-nucleotide messenger RNA. It is a transcript of the gene RVS162, whose product is annotated as Rvs162p. The record is from RefSeq and is a predicted model, not a curated record. Gene Ontology annotation, molecular function: protein binding; lipid binding. Bases 1 to 882 code for a protein of 293 amino acids. Gene Ontology annotation, biological process: actin cortical patch localization; endocytosis; plasma membrane tubulation. The transcript has a single exon. Gene Ontology annotation, cellular component: actin cortical patch; Rvs161p-Rvs167p complex; medial cortex. NCBI's taxonomy places the organism in Eukaryota, Fungi, Ascomycota, Pichiomycetes, Serinales, Debaryomycetaceae.